Messenger RNA from Oenanthe melanoleuca, 2197 nucleotides. Its product is annotated as basic proline-rich protein-like. Bases 1 to 1356 code for a protein of 451 amino acids. The transcript has 9 exons. Lineage: Eukaryota; Metazoa; Chordata; Aves; Passeriformes; Muscicapidae. The record is from RefSeq and is a predicted model, not a curated record.
AUGCCAAGCCCCGCUUUAGGACACGGGGAGCUGGGGGCCGGGGUGCCUCAGCUCCCUGCCCUUGGAGAGACAGCUGGCACCAGCCGCAUCCUCUGCGCUGCUGAGCGGGGCACAGACCCGAGAGAAGCCCGGCCAGCAGCCGCUGCCCCGGAGCUCGGAGCCGGGAAAACCUCUCCGUGCGGGCAGCGGGGCAUCAGGGCGCCGCUCGCAGAUAUAGGUCCGGGCUGGAGGGAACGUCCCCGGCUGGGAGGAGCCAGCGGCUCCGCCGCUGUAAACAGUGCGGGCACCGCCAGCGGUGCCCGCAGCCCGGGCCGGCAGCUCCAGAGGCUGCGGCAGAGCCCACGGUCGGCGCUGUCGGGACAGGGAGAAAAGGAAAAGAAAAAAAAAAAAAAAAAAAAACCAAAAAACAAAAAGCCCCAGCGAAACCAUCCAACCAUCCAGAGCAAAUGUGCCUUUUGCCGUCUCCGUGCAAAGUCCCGCACGUGUUGCGGGCGGCAGCGGCCCCGGGCGCAGGUAGCGGCUGCGGGCCAGCCCCGGACCGGGCGGGGAGCCCGAGGAGCCGCGGCUCCUCCUGCCCUCUCCCCGGACCCGCUGACGGUGCCGGUGCCGCCGCGGGACCCGUCCCGGAGCAGCGAUCGCAGCAGCGCCAGGUCGGUACCGCUCCCUCCGCUCCCCCUCGCCCCCAGACCCCGCCGCCGCUGCCGCCGCUCCUUUCUUGCAGGGCUCUGCCCGGACGCCGCCCGCAGCUCGCCCCGUGGCGACCCGGCUCCGAGAGCCGCCGGGCUGGGCUGUGAGCCGGCCCUGCGCCCCGAGGGCUCCGCCGCCUUCCCUCGUCAUCCGCCGGAGCCCCGAGUGCUGCGGGAUGUCCCGGCCGUGCUGCCGGCACCUCCCGGCACCUGGUUCUCACCGACCGCCCCACCGGCCGCCCGUCACCCGGCGCGCCCUCCGCAUCCUCAUCCACGACGGCGGGGAGCGGCACAUGGGCUCGGAGCUGCCCCUGCCUCUCUGUACGGGCAAGCUGCUGUGGAAGGCUUCGCGCAGAAGUUCGUGGGCGUGGGUCACGGCGGCAUCCCGGAGCUGCACGGCCGUUCCUGGACCCUCCCGGGCAGGCGCUGCAUCCCUGCGGCUCCGCCACGGCCCCGGCUGCUCCGAGAGGCGCUGGGGCAGCCCGGGCUCAACCUGCGCGUCCUGGACGGCGGCACGGCGCGGCUGCUUCCACACCCACCUGCGGCCGGCGCAGCGCUUUCCUGGCCUGGGGCACUCGGCCGCCCGCAGCCUCACCCCGCAGACGCGGCUGCUGCUGCGGGACCGCCGGGGCACAGCUCCAUCCUCCUGCGCUACAGGCGUGCCUCAUAAUGGAUUUAAAGUGGAAGUGUCCAAAGGAAUAAUUUUUCAUCUGGUGGAUGAAGUCACAAGUUGGUUACCUGGUGACCUGGUAUCAUUUCUGCCAGUACAGGUUAUUCUAUGCAUCAGCCUGAAGAGUUUAAUCUCCUUCCUUGUCUGAGGAAAAAUGAUCAAGUGAAAACUGAUGGCAGCCCAGUUUGUCUUCACACUGGAGAAGUCAUAGAUGGUGUUGAUAUGAGAACUGAGGUUGAAGAAAUAUACUUAUUCAAGGAGAAAUGGAAGUCUCCUGUUAUGGAUGAUAUCAAUGCCAGUUUUUCUCUUUUGAUACAUUUUGGAGGGCACAUUCAAGCUGGUUUGUUUAUUGGAAAAGGAGUAAAGAGAACAAGAGCCAAUGCUGAGGAUCCCAGGGAGCAUCUCACUGUUGAUAAUGCCAGGUUUUGCCCACAUUAAGAUGCUGAUCCUGAAAAGCCAUGAGUUCCUGCCAUGAUCGAUGGUCUUAUUGCUCUUAAAAAUAAUGGCCAUGGGGCCUGGGCCAGAGGUGGUGACAUUAUUUUCCACAACUGAAGUGAUGGGACUUUCCUGACAGAUGAUGGCUCCAGCCUGGAGGCUCCACACUCCAGUUUAUGUGGAGAAACCAGCAACUCUGGCUCCCAGGGAGGCCAAACAGCUACUGGGGAAAAGGGGCAAAAGGAGAACACAGAACACUGCCCAGAAACAAGACAUUCCCUGUCCAUGGAUUCCAGAUUUAUGAUGGGUCUGUCAGGAUGGCAAGAUGCACUUUCAGGAAGUUCACCCCCAGUGUUGACAGAUACUCAAGAGCCAUCAGGUUCUUCAUGAAAACCCCUGGCAGGUC